Scomber scombrus (Atlantic mackerel) is the source of this 1296-nucleotide messenger RNA. RefSeq names its product latexin (gene lxn). The transcript is spliced from 7 exons. Lineage: Eukaryota; Metazoa; Chordata; Actinopteri; Scombriformes; Scombridae. Gene Ontology annotation, molecular function: metalloendopeptidase inhibitor activity. The record is from RefSeq and is a predicted model, not a curated record. Bases 216 to 1076 code for a protein of 286 amino acids.
CAGUUUGUUUAGUUAAAGGGAGAAAAAUCAUAAACAGAUCGUGCCAGGAAGACAGCAGGAUCUGGACAAUCUCUUCUCUCUGCCUCCCCUCCCCUUCUCCUCCGUUACAUAAGUCCACACUGGCAGGAGGGGUCAUUUCCCUGCCUGAACUCCUUGACAGAAGCGGUCGCUGCUUUCCUUUUCUCCAGCAUCUGUAUUUUUUACGGCACACUACAAUGAGGAUCAUCAUUGCUCUGAUUCUGUUAACCGCAGUAAAUAGGAGCCUCAACGCAAUAAUCCGACCUGAAGCUGACUCAGCAGACAAGUCAGCUCAUCCCACCAGCAUUCCAGUGACGACAGAUGAAUCUUGGAUCAAUGAGAUAUUAAUGAAUGGGGCGGUGGAAGAGGAUAUGAAGGAGACCGGAGAGCUAAACCCAAAUUACUAUCCUGCUCAGAUGGCAGCCAAGGUGGUCGAACACUACCUCAACACCCGCUAUGGCUCACCGUCCAAGCUGUUCUUACUGCACGACGUCCACAAAGCAAACGCGGAGGAUGUGGCAGACUCUGGAAGAAAGUAUCAGCUGGAGAUCUCAAUGCAGGAGAUCAUAGGGAAUACUACAUGGACUUGCUCUGCAGAAGUUUUGUUCCCAAGAGGUGAACAGCAGCGUUCACCUCAGGUUAAGGCCUCAUGUGAAGAGCUCUUAAAAAUCAACACUACAGCUCAAGACGAGGCCUUGUACCAGCAGUACAAGAUGAACCAGAGUCUGCUGUCGGUACAACAUUUACCUGAUAGCUACGGUAAUAUCGAACCUGGCAUGAAACCUUUCUGGCACCUGGGAGCUGUGGCCUCCAGUUUUGUCAUGUUGAAUGAAUCCACUGAAGACACUAAAUACAACAUGGCUCAGGUGGCCAACGUCACACAAAUGGCAACUGAGAACGACCAGCUGAAGUUCGACUAUGACGUACUGCUGCAUGAUAUGGUGUCCCAGGAAAUCAUUCACUGGAAACUGCUGAUCACAUGGUCUCCUCCAGAGGGAGUUAAAGUGCUGCAGAUGACAAUGCUGCCCCGCUGCUUUGAGUGUGAAAAACCUCAUUAAUAUUGAAACAUUAAUGCAAAGUACAUACAUACAAAGUAGAACAGCAAGUAUGAAGUUUUUAUUUGCUGUUGAUGCUUGCAGUAUUCACUUUUGUAACUUUAUUCUAUCAAAAAACAAAUGAAUCUAUCAUACAUAAUGAUGAUAUCCUUACACUCUGCUACUUUACUAGUACCUCUGAUUGCUAGCGUCAAUACAGUCAAAAUAAACUGUUUAUACAGAG